UAACAAAAAUUCCUCAACAAUACGUAUGUGAUUGAAAAGAAAAUUAAAAAGCAAAAAGCCCCGGAGGACAAAAGAAAAGCUAAAAAAGUGCAAAAAUAAAAGUAUUUUUAUAUAUUUAGUAGCGGCUGUUUUGGGGGAAGGAGGAAAGGAUAAAUGUUUUUGCUGCCUUCUGACUUGGCGCUUAUCCCCCCUUUUAAUAUUUCGCAAUACAACAACCUACUCAUUUGGCCAAAUAGCUUUAUUUAUUUAUUGGAUAGCGAUCGAUUUGAAUCGUCGCUUUUUCAAUUUUGCUUUUUUACCCUUUUUGAAGCUUAUUUUCACGCCGCCUUCACAAUUAAAAAAAGCAAUGAUUCAUAG
Messenger RNA from Meloidogyne enterolobii, 357 nucleotides. The record is from the annotation of a GenBank genome assembly. NCBI's taxonomy places the organism in Eukaryota, Metazoa, Nematoda, Chromadorea, Rhabditida, Meloidogynidae.